Ornithodoros turicata is the source of this 636-nucleotide messenger RNA. RefSeq names its product tigger transposable element-derived protein 6-like. Lineage: Eukaryota; Metazoa; Arthropoda; Arachnida; Ixodida; Argasidae. The record is from RefSeq and is a predicted model, not a curated record. The transcript has a single exon. Bases 1 to 636 code for a protein of 211 amino acids.
AUGGGCGUGAUCGCCAACGUGAAGCUGUUUUACAGACGACGUGUGGUCGACAGAAUUAUCUUCAACAUUGACCAGAGCAGAGCGCUGGGACAGGACCAUGUCCCGGAACUGAAAGUAACGGCGUCAAUGGCUGUUCAGUUUCUGAGUGCAGCGUGGUAUGAGGUGCGGCGCUCCACGAUACGAAACUUCUUUUUGAAAGGAGGUUUCGUUCCGCCCAAUCUCGAAACAAUCAUCAACGAUGAUGACGACGACGCAGACUUUGCUGCCGCCGACACUGAACGCAUGUGGGAACAGGCCAGGAACUCCAACUUGGUAGGGAAAGACACGUCGUUGGACGAGUACCUCCGCGUAGACAAUGACGUCUUGGUGACCGAGCCGGUGACGGAAGAUACAAUUGUCCAGGAAAUACAAUCCCGUGACGCAGAUGAAGACAGCACGUCAGAUGAGGAUGAAACCGCCUCGUCAACGACAACAUGUGGAAGCGCGCUCCUUGCUGUCGACUUCCUCCGAAAUUUAAUUGUGAAACGAGGGCUCCCGGCCCAAUAUUUCGCCCACUUAGACACAGUUGAACGUGACGUUGUUCGCCUUUGCAAUGAGGGCCAAGUGCAAUCGAAAAUAACGACGUAUUUUCAAUAA